AUGGUAAGAAUAAGAUUUUGUAAUGGUCAUAAAUUUAAGAAAUCAGAUAUCAUCACUCUUGAACUGGAGCCUUCUAAUGUAUAUGAUAAAAAUGUGAUAAAAGUUAUAGUAGAUGGAGUUCAUAAAGUCUAUGUGAUAAAGAAUGAGAAUAACUAUAACCAAUCAGCAUCUUUAAAUCUUGAAUAUCCUUGGAUAGUCUGUGAAAGAUAUCAUGAUAUACUACAAGCAUUGAGAGAUUAUGACUAUGGCUAUUAG
Messenger RNA from Ambispora leptoticha, 255 nucleotides. The record is from the annotation of a GenBank genome assembly. NCBI's taxonomy places the organism in Eukaryota, Fungi, Glomeromycota, Glomeromycetes, Archaeosporales, Ambisporaceae.